Pocillopora meandrina is the source of this 14766-nucleotide messenger RNA. Lineage: Eukaryota; Metazoa; Cnidaria; Anthozoa; Scleractinia; Pocilloporidae. The record is from the annotation of a GenBank genome assembly.
CGUAACCACAAAAUCCACUCAAAUUUAUUCAUAGUUUCAUAACAGAAUGAUUCGAAUUGGUAUCUUUAUCGUUGAGGAAUGAUUCUUUCGUUGUGUGGCAAUACACCGUUGUACGGCGAAGGAUUUGGAUUUAAUUUGGCGCCGAAAACAUGAAGGUUACGGUGUGUUUUGAUGCUGUGCGUGUCAUCGUUCCGUGCGGGAAUGGCGAACUUACUGUCACUGAGCUUAUAGAACGAGCGGUUUCGAGGUAUCGCAAAGCUACAAACAAGGCAAGUAUACGGUCUGUUUAUAAAGUGUCUCUCUCGACAGUUAAGCACUGCUGUUGCUUAAAUUCUGUUCUCAACUGUCUCGCCCUUGUCAACUUUCGAUAGAGACCGAGUCACGAUUAUUACUUGUGUAAUUCGGAUUUGAAUUGCCUAAGGGUCUAUUAGAAUCUCAUUUUUGAGUACCACAGCUUCGUGCGUUUGUUUUUUCUCUGGGUUUGAAUUGUAUUCAAACUAAACUUUCUUUACCCACGAAUGCUAAUGUCUUUUGGUUCAGUUUGGUCGCACUCUCUCGAAUAACUUGUAUAAGUCCGAUUUCCGGCGCACGGUCGAUGGAGCGUUCGAUUGAAGUCCUACCAAAUUUAGCCAAGCUGUGAGUUUAGAGGUUUGUAUCGAACUAGCAAAUGGGAUUUAAUUGCCUCAGGUCGGUUUCUAAAUAUUAGAUUUUCAUCGUUUGAUGGCAACAUUAAAUAAACUACAGAUUCCGGUAAAAGGCUUCAAAUAUUCUUGAUUUUUCGCUUUGCCGGAAAACUUCGUCGCCUAAAGGGUUCUACAUUGUUUGCAGCAUAGCAUAUCGAUUUAUUAUAUCUUCGCUUCUAGUAAAUCCACAAUCGAUAUAUUGCGGUGUAAUUUCUCUUAAACCUAACAAUGAGAGCUUAUUUAUCUGACAAAUUUUCUGCUUUCCUUUAUUCUAAGUGUUGGUUUUAAAUGUAGCUCUUGUGCCCGGCUUUGGUCAGGGAGGUUAAACUCAAACACAAUUUACAACUUAACACUGGUUUUCUUUAAGGGUAUGACUAAUGUUCAAGGUUACGUUGACUAGAUUUUCAGCGAUAAAAUUGCUUUUUUGAGGCAGCAAUUGUGCAGUGCGAUCUUUUUAACCAAAUACUCAUUUAUAUUUGCUUUAUUUGCAGCCUGCAGAUGAGCACGUUCAAGUGCAUUUUCUUGAGACCAGCGAUGAUCGUGCUAUUCUCGAUCCUGACGAUAUACUCAGUGAUGUAGUCGACGACAAAGAUAAGGUACUAUUAUCCUUUCCUUCUCCGAUUUCAUGUCUAUCGUAAUGUUUUUAUAAGGUAUCACUCGCUUAGAUUAAAUUUAAAAUUACACAUUUAUAAAUUCCGAUUGCGUCCUGUGUUAUUGAAAUUUAUUACGCUGAAAUGAUCACUUUGUUUGAUAGCGUGACACGCUUUACAACUCUAGUAGCAGAAUUUUUUCCUAUCAAAACUAGAACUGUUGUUUUUAUCCUGUCCAAUUCCACAUCGGAAGUUAAUCUGUUGAGGUAAUUUAGGAAAUUUCAAAUCAAUUUCGUAAGAAGAUCAGUAUUUUUGUUUGUUUACUGAAUUUCAAAUAUGAAAACCUCCUGUUGAGUCGUGUGAAAAAUUUUGUCUCUUUUCCAGACAAUUUAUUCAUGAAUCAUUGUAACAAAUUUAACAAUGUCCCUUGUUCAGGACAGAUUUACUUGUGGUUUUGACUUUGCUUCCUUCUGUAAUGAAUUGAUCCGGGUAAUUUUGUUCCUCAUUAUGAAUUGUGAAAUGUGCUUGUCAUUACAAGUAAAAUUUGUGUGCAUGCAUUGUAUUUUGUGAGAAAAAUCCGUGAUUUUGAGAACCAAUUUCUGCUAAUUUCAACAUAUGUUUUCUUUGUUGAUAAUGUUAUUCUCAUCUGCAUUUCUCAGUUUCAAAUAUUUUAUUAUUUAUCACCUUGACUUGAAGAUUUUACACAUACACACAUUCCAAGGUUUUUGUAUUUCAAUUGCUUAGACAGAAUGAUGCAACUUUCACAUGUCAGUUUGUGCCUGCUAAAUUGAGUUGGGCCUUAAAUGCUGCAAUGUUUUAAAACUACUGAAUACUUACAUAGCUUCUGGGAGACUUAAUUACAGACUUAAUUACAGAGUAUUGGCUCAUAAUGAAGAAAAUCCAACAGACUGUUCAUGAAAAAAUUAAGAGUAUUGUGUCUGCCCUUUGAGAGUUUUGUGCCAGUAUUUCAGACAUGACAAUUGAUUCAGGCAUUCAAUUAAAGGGUACUUGUUGUUUUAAUGUUGACCUCUGAAACUGAGACCAUGAAUGGACCACUUCUUCUAUAGUGGUCCAUUUAAGGGUUGAUGUGACAAGAUCUUUGUUGUCGCUAUAAAGAAGGGUUAAAUUUGCCAUUAUGAUUUUCUAGUCCCAAAUUCACUUGUUAUAUGGCAAAGGUUGUUUCCAUAAGCGAUCAGUAUUCAGUAAAUGUAGGACCUAGUUAUCUUAAACACCUCUUAGGCUGGCAAGAGAUGGAAAUUUAAGAGCUUAGUCAGGAAGACUGUAGAAGUUAGCCAUCUAAGUCCCAUUAGGAUUCAUGUCUACAUUGAUGUCAUAAUUUGGGUAAGGAGUAUAAUAUCUGUGACGGAACAGAGAAACAAUGCUGUGCAUAUCUGAAGCUUACUGAUCUUACUAUUUACAUGAUUAUCGUUGGUGGUGUUGUUGUUUUUCUUUUCUGUGGAUUUUAAUAUACAAAUGUUACAAAUGUUAUUAUGCCAUAAUCCUUGCAUAACUGGAUCAAAGUCCAUAACAAGCUUUUUUGUUCACCAUGUGUAGAGUUUCCUUUCAUGACACUUUUUACCUUUUUCAAUGGUACUAUACAGGUUACUGAUUCUACUUAUAAAUGGGUCACCAACUGUAGCUUAAAAUUCUCGAGUGGAAGUGUGUUGUGUACAUGUCUAACAAUACCAACCUGUUUAUGUAUUUUUCAAGGUUGUGUAACUACAAGCAGGUUAAUAUUUUUUAAUCCCAGUGCAACCUAAUAUCUUAUGCUAUCUCUAAGGAUAAGUUAACUCCUGAAGUGUAUCUGUGUAAGGUUUUUAUUGAAUCAUAAGUGCUAGUUAGGUAUUUACUUAAAAAACUUAGUUGUAUGGGAGGAUGUUAAUUUGGGGCAAGCUCUGGCAGCUUUUCUUCCAGCCUUGUGGUUAGUCUCAGUGUAUGAAGGGUUUCCUCUAAUUGAGUAUUUGAGUUACUCUGUGUUAUUGGAGUGUCACUAAACAAAAUAAGUUAACUUGGGCACCUCUGGCUUCUCAUUGCAAGUGAUUGACUGGAUGGAAAAAUUGCACUGCAGAAAUUCUUGUAAAGAGUUUUUGACCAGUGGUGUUGAUUCAAACUUACUUGCUCAUAAUAUACUUUGUGUAUAGUUGUUUUGAACUUUCAACGAAGAAUCUAAAGAAAGACUUACUAUGAUGUCCAAUCACUCGCUUGUCUUAAAAAACCUGAGACAGUCCAGCAUUAUCCCUAGUUUUUUUUAUGAUACUGAAUGAUGUUACAGUUGAAGAGAUACGGGAAGUGACCUUUGGAAAGUCAUGAUUCUUUGAUCCUGAAGGCUAACUACUUGUACAACAGACAACAAAGUCCACUUAGACAGUACAAUAGUGUCUUUGUACAGCUUGUGAGCUCAUUAAUUUGUCUUUCUUAGCUUCCACUCCUAACUAUUAAUUUUGUGGCAGACUAGUUUUCAGUAUUUGGUGUUGUAUAUAGCUAAGUAGCUGUGUAUGAAUAUGUUCACAGGAUUAAAAUACUGGUUUCUCCAAAAAUGAUGGCUUCUUGGUUUGGGUAUUGUUUAAAAGCUUUUACAAAAGAUUAAUUGUUUUGGCUGAGAUUCUCCUUUCAGGUACUAAUAAGUGGCAUGAUCCAAAUUCACAUAAAACAACAUGUGUGUGUUUGUUCAACCAUUGUAGAUACAUAGAUAGACCAACCUAUCUUUUUUCACUUUUUCAGCUGUUGCUGAACUUUGAUCAAAGGGUUCUGACUUUAAUAUGAUUAACAGUGAGCUUGAUCAUUUAACAUGGUUUUUUUUUAUUUUGGGACCCAUGCUGUUUUAAUUCAUGAGUAGUUAAUUGGAAACUGCAAAAAAAAAUAUAGGCUAUGUGAAAUGAUGAAUAUAAUAGAUGGUUGUUGAAAUAACCUUGAUAUGUGUGGGUGUUGAUGGCUAAAAUUGUGUAAUGUGCAAAUCAAUGAAUGUUGUAAUGUUUUAUUAUAAACUGAGGUUGUUGAUGACUAUAUUUGUGGAACUUUACUGCUGUGUCUGAGGUGAUGUUGCUUGAAUGGAUUAAGUGAUUUUAUCCAAUUUUUUUAAUUAAUAUUGGGAAGUUCUAUGGAAGUGUAUUUUUGUUUUCACAUGUCUUUUAGCUUUCACCUAUUAAAGUAAGUGAAAAUUCUUAAUUAAAAAAAGUGACCCUUUCUAUUGCUAGACAGCUCUAACAGAAGACAUUGAUUGCUUCAUUCCAGAAAUUUUUCUAAUUUUAUUUCUUGACAGUUAAGUCAAAUUGUCAUUUAAUUGUUUGCAAACUAUUCCUAGAGUGUUUGCCAAUAAUAUCUCAGCGAGAUUGUUAUGCAAAAUAUUAUUGAUAGAAGUGCCAGAAUUAUUUUUCUUGGCAAGAACUUAUUGGAUAAAAACAUUACAAAGAUGUCACUUUAUACCAUAUUGUUUUAACUGCAGCAUACACAACUCCUGGAGUAAAAUAAACAGAAAUUAGUCUUAAAACUGCCUUAUAUGGUUUGACAGAAUGGGCUUUUGGAAAACCUUUUUAAAGUUAAUUGUUUUUACUUUUUGUUGACAUUUCUGAUGUCAAAUCAAUUUCAUACUCUCAAGAUGGUCAUAGUAUAUUUCAAUAUGGUUGCUUUUCUGGCUAGAAUGUCAUUAGAAAGAAUGUAAAAAUUCAAAACCUCUCUUUUAUUGUCAAAGUAUUUAGCCUGAGGGGAUUGUUGGAGACAUUAAACAAAAAUUUAAAAAAAAAAACUUUUGAUGGGUAGGAUACUUAAAAAUGAAAAUUUGCAUUGUAACUUAAUCACUGCAAAGCUUACAGCAAUUGUUAUUAGUAAUUAAAACACAUGUUAUAGGUUUUAUAAUUUUCUCCCUUUUAUUUUGAUAAAAUGUAUAUAAAGUGGGAAAUUAUUGUUGAUCUUUACUCAGUUUUGACCGUAAGAGUGGUCCUGCAUUUUUAAUGGUUUGUUUGCAAUAGCAUGAGUUAAAAAUUGGUUUAGCAAAUUGCUGGUUCAAAGCUAGUUAGAAUAUUUGGUUUUUUAGCCGAUUGUACAUUUUGAGUCGACUUCAUCUUGUAACAUCUUGCUCUUUCAAUUACUUGGUCAUAACCCAUUAACUUCAAAAUCUCAUUUGUAAUUUUCCAAACUGUCUGCUAUACUGUUUUUGUGAUGUUAGUUUGGAAAAUUUGAUAUUGGAUCCACUUAUAAUCCCUUAACUGAUAUUUUUCUUUAUUCUCUCAUUUGUCUGCUUGAUAUUGUAUUGAUAUUGUAAGGAGAAAUUCUGUGUUGGUCACUCAUAGGAGCUAAAAAGUUAAAAUACAUGGAAAUAAAUGAUGAUAAUAAAUGGAAUUUGGUAGUUGACAUUGCACGAGGUAGCUCUUCUUGUCCACUGUUUCCAGGUCAAAUUAGGCUCUAGAAUGUUGGUUUUUGUGGAGGGAAGAAAACAGGAGAACUCAGAGAAAAACCCUCAGAGUAGGAAUAAGAACCAAAAACUAAGUCAAUCCACGUGUGACACCAGGUCUAGGAAUUGAACCUGAAUUGAACACAACCCAUCCAAUUAAUAACUAUUUACCCACAUAGUACAAUGCUUUGAUUUGUUUUGCAGUUACUCGCUGUUUUUCAAGAAGGUUCUUCUCAAUUUCUUUAUCGGCCAGCACAAAAUGGUGGCUAUGGAACAAGUGCAUCGUCUAUAGGAACAGCAAGUCCUGACUUGUCACUGCAUGAGGAUGAACCUCCAAAAUACAUAGAAGAACCACCCUUAAAACAAUUUUCUCCAACAGAACCAAAUGCAAAUGGUGAAAUUAAGAGUGAACCAAGGGCAGUGAAAAGCCCCCCACCUCCUGUACCACCUAAACCAGUUAGAAACAGCACCAAGAACAACAGUAGGAUUUCUUAUAUUGAAUCUAUCCCUUCAGAGGAUUCUGGAAUAUCCUCACAUGAUGACAGAUUUCGAAUAAGUUCAGACUCAUCAAAGUCUGAAACAAUAGAGAGUGUGGUUGUCAAACCUACAAUUUACAGGACAGGUGAAAUGACCUUUGUUGCAGUUGGGAGGCCUGUUAACCAAGCUGUGCAUAAUGGUCAUAAUGGUCAUGCAAACCAUGAUAGAAGACGUUUCUCAUCGAGUUCUGACCAUGCUGAUAAUGAACACAGUGAUAUAGAAGAAGAAACAUUUUCACUGGGUCGUAAUUCAACUCGGAAAUCUAUGUUUGUGGAUAGCCCAAUAUUGGACAGAUGGGCUGAGCUACAGGAGGAGAGAAUGUUUGUGGUGAGAGAGGCAUUUUACUUUUAAUACUGUUAUUUCAUCUGUUGUGGUGCAAGGUUGUUUUUGGUUAUAAUUUUCCUUUGUUUGGAGCUUGUUUUUGCUAAUUACUGUUCCAAAAGGUAAAGGAAAAUAGAAUUUUGGCCAACAAUAAACUGUUUUACAACAUACAUGUUUUGUAUUGUAGAAUUAGUGAAGUAGUUAAUAUAAUGAAGUGUGCAGGUGACUCAGAAGUCUUGUAAGUGUUUAAGGAGUAAAACUAGCACCUGUUAACUGUUAAGGAAACCUGACAGAAUGGUGGGGUAUAACAUAUGACUUCAUAAACCCUUGCAAUAAUUAACAACUGUUCACUAAAGUGGAGGUGGCCAGUGGUGGAUAUUCAGCAAGCUGCAAAUCAGUGAGGUGAUAUUCACUGCUAGCCACUGAGGUAAAUAGUUGUUUUAGUUUAUACUAAGAAACAGUGAGAUAAUGUGGCACAAAAAGAGGAUUUUAUCUUAUUUAUUUCAGCAAUGAUUACAAAUUUUUUGGGUGCAAAUCUUGUGUGAGUAGCUCUGAGGUGAAUAUUAAAGGAUAUUCAGAGUUUGAGUAGCCAAUUAGAGCACACCUUCAACUCUAUCCACUGUUUUAAUAUAUACAAAUAACCUUUAUUUCUCCUUGCUCCAGAGAUUUUAAUAGGCUCUUACAACUCUGUCUCCUCUGCAGACUUAACUUAACUGUAGAUCUGUUAGUGGAAAUAUUGUCAUUGUAAUCAAUGUAUAAUCUGUUGGUUUUCCUAAGACAAUGCUCAAACUUCAUUUACACUUUUUGUAAUUGUGAAAUGCACCAUUUCAUAGAAUAAUGCAAAUCGAAGUGAGCCAGUUAGUACAGUGACGUCUCCAUCAGAACCAAGCUCUAUUGAACCUGACUUUGCUCUGAAGUAUGACGAUGAUCAGCGAUCUCAAAGCUCUCAUAGUAGUGGGUAAGGGAAUGUCUUUUACUUCUGCCUUUUAAUAGUCAUUGCAUUAGGCCAUUUCCUAGUCAACAACUGCAUUGCUAAAUGAAGGUUGGGUGCCUGAGACAACCAGGAGCUUCCACUAUUGGCAGCCAGCUCCUUAAUGGAGACUGCUCCCAUGGCAGACAAGUCCUGGCAACUCAGCCAUGAGCCCCCACACAGGAAAGGGAAAACAGGCACCUGUGACAGUGAAUGAAGAGUAGAAAGAGGGAGGGAAGGGGUGGGGAAAACUACCUGGAGGAUGAGCUGGCACUCCAAAAAACACUGAAAGUUCAUGCUUAAAGCAUAUGCAAGGGGACUGAUACUCUUUGUUGUUAACUCAUUAAAUUACUGUAAACUGCAUAUAAAAAAUAGUCACCUAUACUAUAGGCCAAGUGCCUAAACCUCUGGUGGGAAAAUGACAUUUAUUUGCUAGUGAGAGAUUAAAAAAAUUAAUAUCAAAAUGUUUUUACUUCCCUUAGAUUUUGACAUUGGGCUUUGGGAAGCUCAGAAAUGGCCUCUUAAAUUUAUUUCUGUGAGGUCUUUUUUUUUUUUUAGUACAAGGUUCAUACUAAAAAUAAUUCAAAUGAUCUGAAAUAAUAAUUGGUCCAAUUGAAUUUAUUACUGCACUAAUCAACACAUUGUAAAGGCAGGUGCUUCAUUAAAUUAAAUGAAACUGGAACACAAGAUUAACUGCAAGAAGCCUAUCAAGUAAACUGUGCUUUGUUUUUCUCUGAUAGCACCAAUCCAAAUAUUUUCUACUUCAAAUAUUUAUUACAGGGAACCUGAUAUGAUUAUGAUUGAGUUGAAUCGUGAAGAUCCACAGGAACCCUUAGGAUUUACGGUGACAGGAUAUAGAACAGCAGAUAGCAGGUAAAUUUAUGUUGAAUUAACUUGUAUCGUUUUGUUUUGUAUGUAGAGGGGAUACCAAUUAUCUUGGCUACGUUCACUCAGUUUUGUUCGGGUGCAAUACUUUUAACAUUUUGCUCUCACAGCACCCUUCCCACUAAAGAGCCCUUAUGGAUACCAACGAACCAUCAUGACAAAAUCCUUGUAGGGUGUGUUGGGUUGGUUGCUUCGAAAGUAGACCUUUGGGGUAUAUGUGGUCACAUGUUCGAUAUCUCGCCCUGAGUCUGGAUACGUAACAGCACCUAAACACCAGCAUUAUUUUCAACAAUAUUUGAAUCCAUUUCUCAAUGGCAGGGAACUUGGGCUCAUCGUUCGAGACAUUUCACCCAGUGGGUGUGCAGCGAGAGAUGGGAGAUUAGAAGUAAGUUGAUACUGAUCAAUUUGAUCAAGUUUGUUUUUCCUUUUUUUUCGGAUGUGUUGUCUUGGCCAAACUUUCUUUUUAAAUGGAAAAUUUGCUGAAGAGAACUUAUGUCUCCGCAGAUAGCAGAUCGAAUUGUCGAGGUGAAUGGUUUGAACCUGAUGGACGUACCAAAUAAAAGGUAAGUGAAACAAAAGAUACUUCGUCUUUAAGCUGUGGGAAAUUGAUAUGUAAUUUAUAUACUGUAAUUUUAUGGGUCAACAAGGCCAAAAUAUAAGUUGUACGGUAAAUUCAAUUUUGCAGCGCAGUUCAAGGAUGACAUGGCAUUGCAGGGUAGUUUUCAAUUUCAAGUCGAUCUCGAGUUUUUUCAGGGAAAGUGGGAAGGAGGCGAGAAGGGACUCUUUAGGGAGUAAGGGCCUUGUUAAAAACUUGAGGUUUAGAAGUGAAGAGAAUGUUAAUACACUAGAAGUAAAAGAAAGCUGGUUUUGCAAUUUUAACUUUGUUAGAGUAAGCUUUAAGUGUUCAGUAGACAACCGAGAUUUUUUUCAUUUUAGAGCGGAAGAACUUUUUGCGGAAGCAAUAAAGGCAUCAGUCGUAAACCUUGGAGUGUCUCGUACACAUUCAUUCGUCCCGGGACAGAAGAGUGACACACCACAUGAAGAUGAAGUCGUACACGCCCAGCCCAUGGAAGAAAAUAACGAAUCACAAGAACAAGAUCAAACACAGAGAGGGAUCCUUCCUCUUACACCUCAGUCAAUGAUCAGUUCGCCUUCGAUUCCUGACAACAGCUUCAAGAAAGUGAAUAAAAGGAUCCUCGUUGAACUUAUGAAAGGUAAUUUUUUGGGUAACUUGGCGCAAAGGUUGGAAACUUUGCUGUCGAAAAGAGAGACCAACUGUAACUUUCUGUAACAUGGUCGACUAUUUUCAGAGUUGUACACGCACUCGCCUGCUACUGAAAAACGUGGGGUAACCUUAUUCGGGUCAUUGUGCCCCUUUUUUGGCAGGAUGAUGAAAUUCCUGCAGUGCCUAUCUUCAAACUAAUGCAUAAAUAGUAGCAAUUUUUUCAGGGAAACGAAUUAAAAAUGCUGGAAGUACCUUGCGAUAGACUGUCCCAAAGGAGAGUAGCAAUGCAAAUCAGUAGGUAUACAAACUAAAGCCCUAAAAUAAUUUUUUUUUGGUCAGGCACUGAUGGUCUUGGAUUCAGCAUCACUUCACGCGACAAUCCGGCCGGAGGGAACACGCCAAUAUUCGUGAAGAGCAUCCUUCCGAAGGGUGCCGCUAUCGAGGACGGACAGUUGAGAGCAGGAGAUCAAAUAGUGGAGGUAACUGAAUUCGUUUCGAAAACCCACACCGCCGUCAUAAACAAUCAAUCAGGUGUACAGCUAAAACCAGUCGCGACCAGGCUCUUUCUUGCGCUGUAGGUCUCGGGAAAAUUAGUUUUUUUUACUUUGAUUGGCUUCUUAUGAAUUUUUACUUGGUUCUGAUUGGCUUUGGUUUCAUGAAUAUUAAUCGAAAGGCACAGGGAACAGGACACAAACCCGUUUCUACCUUUAAAUAUUUUUCAUGUUGUAUGUAUCUUUUUACAGGUAAACGGACAGAAAAUGUUCGGCAAAAGCCAAGCGGAGGCCGUGAACGUUUUACGAAGCACCAAGGGUCUGGUAAAGAUUCUGGUUCAACGUGAGGAAACGGUCCAGUCACCCAGAGCUCCUGCGAUAGAGGUGAUUACACAGAAACACUCCAAUGAUAAUUUACUUUUCACAAGUAAAUUUUAAUCAGUGUCAAUAACGAAUUGUUUCUUCAUGUAAAAUCCGCUUUUGUUUCACAAUGGUUUUCUGGUCAGGGAUAUUUACUCUUUGGGUUUUCGCUCAGUUUUGCUGACAAAAACGCUCAAAGCGUUAAGCGGAUGAGUUUUGAAACCGCUCUUUUUGCUCUUUUCCCCCGAAGGUAAAUGAAGACAGUAUGAGUCAUUUUAGAGAGGAAGGUCUCCAAGUUCUUACGUUCAAAAUUGCUUUGGACGUAUCUGGCGCGGCAGGCCUAGGGGUGAGUGUUAAAGGCAAAUCACGCGGUACAACUGCGGAAGGUCGAGACAGUCCUCAGGACAAGGGAAUCUUUGUCAAGUCCAUCAUUCCUGGCGGCGCUGCAGCAAAAGAUGGUCGUCUUUGCCCAAACGAUCAACUUCUCCGUGUAAAUGGUAAAUCGCUAGUCGGGUUAACAAACCAGUCCGCUAUGGAUACGCUAAGAAUCGCUAUGCAGUCCACAAGACCUAAUCAAGCCUUCAUUGAUGUAACAAUCGCGCGAGAACAAGAAGAGGCUCCACCACCCCCUGGGGAGUUAUUUCAUAGUAAAUCCCUAGAGAGGCUCAAUGCGCCUGAUCAAGAGAGGCCCAUUGAGGCGAGCUCCGAAGAAAGACUCAUCGGGGGAUCACAAUCACGCACUUCCGAGACAGAUGGUGGUUCUCUCAAAAAGGAACGUAAGUGAAGCCCUCUAUUGGUUGUAUUGCCUCCUAGUUGCAGUUAAGUCUUCAAAGUUUAGAGUUGUAAAGAUUUUAAGUGAUAAUUGCAUAUUUUACUUUUCGUCAUCAAACGUAGGACUUCCAAGUAGUCAGGAGGACCAAUUUAAUGAAUCAAUGGUCAGCAGGAAUCUGAGCCCGAUUCGAGCGAGAAACGCAGUUCACCGAAAUGACUCGUACUGUGUGGCUAUCAACAAGAGCCAAACACCUGGUUCUCCAUUUUAUAGCCCCUUCAGGCAACGCCCAGUCCAUCGCCCUAGUCCUUUAGCAAUGGCAAAUGAUCGAGUGCCACCCCUUGCUACCAGUUCUCCGGCAAGAACGUCAACGCCGAUGGAUGGUCGAUCUGAAAAUGGCAUCGAAAGUGGAGCAAAUGUACUCACAGGAAGGCCCAUCAGUACCAUUGCCAUACCAACACCGCCUCUCGAAAGCACCGACGAAAAACCUUCUAGUCCCUCACAGGCACCUGUUAAACCUCUUGCUCCUCAGCCCCCGCCGAGAUGGGACUCAGAGGUAGAUCCUUCUGCGAAUAAUAAUUAUAAUUUACAAGCAAGGCUUAAGCUAAGGCUCAAAAUGCCAGAUGCUGAGAGACCUCAAGAGGAAGGCACCAAUUCCAAACCCCCAUCUCCGCCCUCGCAGUUUUCGAACCAGUCACCCUCUCAGGAAUGCCCUCCUUCUUAUGAUCAAGCUGUGGCCCGCCUUGGUAGGUCCCCACACGCGUCAGUCAGCUCGGAGCAUGCGACGCCGAGAGAACAGCGGAAAUCGUUGACGGAAGAGAAUGCGGAGAACUCCAUCAUUGCUCCUCCCAGUCCCUUCUCCACCGAAGAAAACCCGUUUCAAAGGGACGGCUUUGGGCGGACGUCAAUGUCGGAAAAACGAGGCCGAGCAACCCUGGAUGCAAGGCAAUCAGAAUUCUUUGUGAAACGAGAACAAGACAGGAAUGAAGGUCGGUAGAUGUCAAUCAUCUUUUCACCACUACUAAUCAUGAACAAGUACUUCCUUCCUGCAAUAUCAAUACGUUAUCCAGAAAACCGGUCAGAAGAGUAGAGAAAUAAAUUAAGGAAGAUUUAUUGAAGGUUAAAAUUAGAUGCUAGUUGAUGGUUUUCCGGGUCAAUUGACCUUGUUUGGUACUAAAUUUGGCCAAAAGUGGCUUUAAACUGAUCAACUUAGCAGAGCUUGAGCGAGCAUUAAUUGAACGAGAGCUCGUAAAUUUAUUCUCACUUAUGUUUAUUUGAUCGCUGUUUUCGUGUGGCUUUUGUUUCCUCGUUGAUUUGAGGUUGAUUUCUGUCGCCAGUUUUAUUUUAACUCUUUGGUUGUUUCUGGUUUUAUUUGUAGAGUAUUCGUCUCCGUCAGAGGAUGGUGAAAUCGACGUGGAAAAACCUGAACUGACAGUUACACGCCAACCUCUCAGAAGGGCUGACUCAGAUGAUGAGCAGCUACGACAUCAAUUGGAGGAAGGUGAGGCGUUGUAGGUGCACUAUGAUAUAAGAGUACAACAACCGGAGCCUUUAAAGUAAGCUCGAUAUCCAGAUCUAAAAUUUUUUAUUCAUCUCUCAUAACAAACGGAAGACCGUCCUCAAUUUCAAAUGGUUUCCAUGGAUUUUACGCCGUAAAACCCGUGAAAACCAUUUAAAAUUGUCUGUAGUUGCCUUACUGGAAUCAAUGGGUUCAAAAAGGGCUUUAACUAUUCGUACGUUCUGAUUGUUUUUCUAUUUACAAUCCUUUUUUAUCUUCCCCAUCAGUAGCCAUCCUUGUUCCUUCUCGACAUUUCAUUGUCUUAAUGUGUUUUUAUACCGUACCUAACUGAAAGUUUUAGUCUCUUUCAAGUAGCAGGUGUUUUCCUUGUCACAAUAAAUCUCGUGUGCAAGAAAGUUAAUUAAUUAAUUGCUUGUCUCUCACCUUUGGCAGAAUCUAAAGAGGAAAAACGACCUUCUCCUUAUGGUAGAAUGACAAAAAGUCGCUCGACUGGACAAUUGAAACUUGUGGGACUUACAAAAGCCAAGGAGAAAAAGUAAGCAGUCAAAUUUAAGAAACUAAAACAGCAUAUUACGGCAGAAGUAGUGUUUUGUCAUAGUGCUUAGGAGCAGAUCAAGGAAAUUGAAGAUUUUCUUUCUCUUUUGUUGCAUGUUGUUUACAGCAAGAAGGAAAUUAUUACUGACAAGGGCUUCUUCUUCAUUUCCAGGGCCAAAAGUAACGAUAACUUGAGUUUCACAAGCGCAGUGGAAAAUGCGAACCGAUCUUAUCCAGGUCAGCUGUGACAUUGGUUUUACCAUAUUACUGCAUUUAAAUUUUCCGAAAUGUGGAUUUUCCUCAACAGAAUAAAGUCAUGAUACGGUUAGUUAAUGGACUAUUUUCUUACUGUUCUGAAUGAACUGGUUUAUUGCGUUACAGGUGACUUUCAGAAUGGUCACGCAAGGUUUAGUCCUUCGGACGAGCAAGAAGUACCCAUAACGAUGAGGAGCAAUGCUGAUUUCACAGCAGUACAACAGAAGCUUGGUGCGAAAAAGCCCUUCUACAAAGGAAUCAGUUCUGUGUUUAAGUGAGUGUUCAUUCAUUAUUUUUGUUUCAUGUAACUCCUUAUGUAACUACAGAGCUAACACCUUCUAUCACUCGUACUCUUUUCUUUGGAAGACCACGGAAACAAACGUACGAAGGAACAAAUAAAAAAUUACCAAAAAAUUAACAAAGAAAACGCUUAAUCACAGUUUUAAAACCUCAGAUUAUGAAGAAGUAAUUUAAACUUUGAUUAACGAUUCACUCACGGUUUGGUUUCAAUGUGUGUAAUUAUCUUUCAUCAACUCUUUUAGGAUCGGAAAAAACAAGCGAGGUGACUACAAUCUAUCGGAAUAUGAUGGUCCAGCGUUUAAACACACUUAUAAUAAAGAAGCACUCAUUGACUUUCCCGCCGAGCAGCGAUACAGACAACUUGUCAAUCAUUACGGUCAGGACAAAUCGUCAGAACGCGCUAGCACGCUGCCGACUCGAGGACGCAAAAAACGGGAAGCGAGAGAAAAGGAGGCUGAACAAAGACGCCCUCCCCCCCCUCCUCCACCUCAGGUGAUGAAAGUUGGAAGAGUUACAGUUACUGCGCCCACUAGAGUUUAACCCUUUAACUCCUAAGAUCUGAUUGUUAAUUCUCCCCUCUAGCUGUUACACAUUUCCUUGUGAAUUGGUUACGAGAAUUUGUUGUUCAAUCAAGGUAAUAUCUUGUACCUAAUGAGUUUAAGUAUUCUCAUAACCUGUUUGCUGAAUAAUGUAUGAAUAUUAUAGGGAGAAGUUACAUGUUAAUCACUUCAGGGAGUUAAAGGGUUAACAAGCCUUCAAGACCGUCAAACGCUUCGCGAACGUUGAAAAACAAAACUGAGUUAUUUCUCUUUGUAUGGCAACUUGAAAUGAUGAUGCUGUCAUAUCCUUACUGAGUUUAUAGUUGCAUAGCGAAAAUUUUCAAGGAAAAAAAUGUGAGAAAUCUUUGAUAGCUAUUUUAUACCAGGAGGUAUAUUAACCA